UUUCUGAGAGCUUACACUUCCUGUGACGUCAGGACUCCGCCCUACUUUUUCCGCCGAGCGAGACCCCGAGAAGAAGAUGGAGGAGUACGCACGUGAACCAUGCCCCUGGAGGAUCGUGGAUGACUGUGGGGGUGCCUUCACCAUGGGAGCCAUUGGAGGAGGAAUAUUCCAGGCAGUCAAGGGCUUUAGAAAUUCACCUGCUGGAAUGAGUCACAGGUUGCGAGGCAGCGUGACGGCCAUCAAGACAAGAGCCCCCCAGCUGGGAGGGAGUUUCGCUGUGUGGGGGGGCCUGUUCUCCAUGAUUGACUGCAGCAUGGUGAAAAUGCGGGGCAAGGAGGACCCCUGGAACUCCAUCACCAGCGGGGCCAUGACGGGGGCCAUCCUGGCGGCGCGCAACGGCCCCGUGGCUAUGGUGGGCUCUGCGGCCAUGGGUGGCAUUCUGCUGGCGUUGAUCGAGGGCGCCGGGAUCCUCUUAACGAGGUUUGCUUCCUCGCAGUUCCCCACAGGUCCCCAGUUUCCUGAAGAGGGUUCCUCCAUGCCCUCGCCCUCCUUUGGAGACUAUCGGCAGUACCAGUAAGAACGCCUGGUGCCCUGGCCCUGCCAAGCCUUUUACUUUCCUCAUGAACUCUCAUUGGGAUGCUGGAGUACCUAUAGAGAAGAGCCCAGGAAACCAUGCACACACAGAUUUUUGAUAUUCGACACAUCAUUGUGGCCUGGGAGAGAGGAAAAUGUAUUCUUUAUUAGUUUUGUAUUUUUAUCUGAUUUUUUUUUUGUCUGAACCAUCAACAGCACCUGCCCUUCUCAGUACUGGUCUUGCACAUUUAGUCCAUCUCCAUCCUGAUUUCUAAGGCUGAUGGAAGUGAUUCUUCCCCUGCAGAAAAACCCUUCUGCUUCUCACUCAGCAGAACACAUUGACCACAACUAAGAGACUGCUGAUCUAAACCGUAACUGAUUAUUAUAUUGUUGUAUGUGUAUGUGUGAGACCCCAGUUGGGAUGCUUCUGAUCUCUCAGGCCUACUUGAUAACUGCUGCUCUGCAAAAGUAAAUAAUGAGAAAGAAGCUUCACAAGCCCCAGUGGCUCAUUUUCUAUGGUCUUCCCAGAAGCAGGAGAGCAGAGAGGUUCCUCUACUAGGUAAGGAUCAGUAGCUCAGAUGGAUAAGGAUUUGGCUUUUCAUUGCCUCCAAGAGCAGAUCGAAGGUGUGAGACCUGGUUUGCUUGCGAAUGAGGAUUAAGUGAAUGUUCUUGAAAACAUCUUAUAGAGUAAGUCUCAAGCUGGAAAGACCUGAGUGGGGCACUAAAGGCACAAGCCAGGAACAAGUAAGGUGUUGUGAUUCUUUCACAGCUUAUGCUGCGAUCCAGUUUGAAUCUGUAUUAUAACUGUAUAUAAAAGCUGCCCACAACUGCUUGGUGCAUGUUGCUUGCCUCAGUUAAAGCCUGUUGUUUCUUGUCCUGAUAGGAUCAAAACCUGUAUUGUGGAGAGGAGCUAGAGGUGAAUAAAGUUGCCUUUCUGAGCAGAUCACAAAGCCUUACCUGGAAUGUAAUGCUCAACCUUCAUCUCUGUUCUUAGUGCCAGAGCCCUUUUUGAGUGCCAGGUCACCAGGACCAGUAUAGGCGUGUUGAUCAUAAAGAAACCCCACUUCCUACUGGUCUUGAUUUUUAGGAGGGCAUUUGUUUUUUAAUUAAAACAAAAAAAACAGAUGUGAAUGAACUGUUGUGCUGUUUUAAAAUCCAGUCAAAAACAUUGCUAAAGGAAUGUCCUGUGGGUCAAUUGGAAAACUAUGGGAAUGAUUUAGGGAGAACAUUUUAUAUUUAUAUAAUCUAUAAAUAGUAUAUAUAUGUAAUGUACUCUAACUUAUGUCUCCUUGCCUUGAUUAAUAUGAGACAGAGUCCUGCCCUAUGGCAAGAGGUGCUCCUGUGUAUUUGGCAGCCUGAGUGUCUAUAGGACCUGAACCAUGACAGUACCAGGGCUGUAUGAUAGAUUUUGGCAUCCUCCAACCAUAGUUCUGCAACAUAGAAAUACUCAAUAGCUGCAUCUCUUCAAAAAACCUUCAAAAAACCUCUGGAGUUUGCCUUUUUCCUGAGCCUCAGUUACAUCCUGCAGAUUGCAAUAAGUUUUUCUGGAAGCAGCACUUUAGACUGGAAAAGAUUGUUUAAUUCAUGAUGCUGACUGGUGUUCUGUUUUAAGUAAUGGAGUUUUUUGUUUAGUUCAUUACUGUCAAACAAGAGACAGCAUUGAAGAUGUUUGAAAACACUUGGGGUUUUGAACACUGAGGCCCAGAAGUCAGUUGAUCUUAGUCUUCCUCUCUCAGGGCAGGCUGUCUAUAGGUAUCAAUGACAAAGGUUUGACAGCUCUCAUAGGUAUGCUGGCCAUUUUAGGAGAAGUGACCUAAGAAGUCACCCUACUUAAUUGUGGUGCUGGGGACAUAAGAUGGACAGGGGCCUGAAAACACCUGACUACUGUCAUAUUACAGUUUAUUUCCAUGCUAAUUCUUUUGUUUUACAACCCCUGUGCUUAGCUGGGGUAGUUUAUUUAAUACUGUUGAGCUUUAAAGUUGCAGACAUGGAUAUGCUCUAUUCCCACACCAUUAGUGAAACUGAAGCUGCUGCAGUAGAUCAGUUGGCAUGGGUUAUGGUUGUCCUUGCAAUCUGAUUUUAAAAUAAUUUAAAAUAAAAACUGAAACUUGUAGCACUUAACUUGACCAAAUAAGUGGUACAAAUAAUGUGACUAUUGCUACAGCUCCACUGGGCUUUAAUCAGUUUGUCUGUGUGUAUCUGUGUAGUGACUGUUCUGAGUUAUGUGCACACUUCACAUGCACAGUCAGUACUCUUCAGCCAUUCAGUUAUUCUCGAUUUGUACAAAGUAAGCACGUGCUAGAUACAACAUCGCUGCAGUCUUUAGUGUUCCUGGUACAGCAGACAGACGCUGCAAUGCUUGUCUACGGACCUGACUACAAUGUACAAAUGUUGUUUAUGAUGGGAAAUAAUAUUGUCAAUCUUUCGUGUAAAAACUUCUUAAAUAAAUGUUCCUUUCUGCUGUGGUA
Lepisosteus oculatus (spotted gar) is the source of this 3041-nucleotide messenger RNA. RefSeq names its product translocase of inner mitochondrial membrane 17 homolog A (yeast) (gene timm17a). Gene Ontology annotation, biological process: protein import into mitochondrial matrix. Lineage: Eukaryota; Metazoa; Chordata; Actinopteri; Semionotiformes; Lepisosteidae. Gene Ontology annotation, molecular function: transmembrane protein transporter activity. The record is from RefSeq and is a predicted model, not a curated record. Gene Ontology annotation, cellular component: TIM23 mitochondrial import inner membrane translocase complex; mitochondrial inner membrane.